AUGCCCCCUGGGUGCGGUACGUCACACUCGCGAAAUGACUGCAUUUAUUUCAAAAGGAAGACUAAAUGCAACAGCUGUUCAAGGCCCGGACAUAUUUCGUCAGUAUGCAAAUCUACGGAAAAGCGUAAGACAUCGAAGUCCAAGCUAGUUAAUGUAGUUAAUGAUAUUAGCCAACCAACUUUCGAAAAUAUCAGCGUGGUAAAUGUCCUUAAUACUACGAGCGGCACUGAUAAGAAAAUUGAAGUUAAACUCCAUGUAAAUGGUAAAAGUCUCAGUUUCCAAGUAGAUACGGGGGCAUCAUGCUCUUUGGUCGGAAUCGACGGUUAUAAGAUGCUUGGAAAGCCAAAAUGCGUGCGUACUAGUAAAGUACUAAAGACAUACGGCGGACAUCAAUUACCACUAAAAGGUAUAACCAUGGUGAACGUUCACUGUAAUAAUAUACAUGAAACCCUACCGCUUGUGGUAGUGGAUAACAAGGAGGCCUCCAAUAUUCUAGGCCUAGAUUGGUUCCGUAAAUUAAGGUUUCAUAUGGAUAUCCCAAGUAAUCUAGAAGCAAAUCAAUGUUUCUCAUCCUCAACAGAGCCCCGAUCAAGUAGCCAACUAGCUAAAUCCCUCGAGGGUCUAACCAAAGAAUACCCUACCCUUUUCGCAGGUGGACUUGGGUUAUGCUCUACAUUUAAAGCUGAAAUUAAUCUUAAGGCUGGCGCAAAGCCAAAGUUCUCCAAGCCGUACAACUUACCCUUCGCAUUUCACGAUGAAGUACUGGCCGAACUGAAUCGCUUAGUAAGUACUAACGUUUUACAGCCCAUUAAGGCCAGCGAAUGGGCAGCGCCCAUUGUGGUGAUACGGAAGCAGGGUGGAAAAAUACGGGUGUGCGCUGAUUUUAAGGUAGGCCUUAACUCCCAAAUACAAGUGGAUCGCUACCCCAUCCCCCGGAUAGAGGAACUAUUGUACAAACUCCAAGGAGGUAAAUAUUUUACAAAGAUAGACCUCAGCGACGCUUAUCACCAAAUCGAGCUAUCUGAGAGCUCUAAAAAAUGCAUGGUGAUCAACACAGCCUUUGGGUUAUUCCAGUAUCAAAGGAUGCCGUUUGGAAUUUCUAGCGCCCCUGGAAUUUUCCAACGGUUUAUGGAGCAACUGAUAGCAGGCAUCCCUGGUUGCGCAGUAUAUCUGGAUGAUGUGAUCGUUACGGGAGAAAAUGAUGAAAAUCAUGUGGCAAACGUUCGCCGAAUUUUUCAACGGCUAGAAGAAAAUGGACUUCGAUGUCGCCCAGAAAAAUGCACCUUCGCUAGUCAGCAAAUUGAAUACGUCGGUCACAUAAUUGAUGCUAACGGCAUUAAACCCUCAACCAAACGCUUAGAGGCGAUCCGAAUGAUGCCUCGGCCUAAAAACGUGCGGCAAGUAGAAGCCUUCAUUGGGAAAAUCAACUAUUAUAAUAAGUUUAUCCCGAAUUUCUCCGCAAAGGCGUCCGCAUUGAAUAUCUUGAGAAGGCAAGGGCAAAAGUUUGAAUGGGGCGAGGCUCAGGACAAUGCUUUUACAGCAUUAAAAGAUGAUAUAAUAACAGCGACACAGCUCGUGCACCACAACGAUAAGCUGCCCAUAAUUCUUGCAACGGACGCGUCAAAAUACGGACUCGGUGCCGUAAUAUCGCAUAGGUAUCCAGAUGGGUCGGAAAACCCAAUUGCUUUCGCAUCCAAAACGUUAAAUAAGAGCCAAAUAAACUACUCGCAAGUAGAAAAGGAAGCACUAUCCAUAGUAUUUGGCGUCACGCGUUUUCACCAGUACUUAUACGGUCGUAGGUUUGAACUAACUAGUGAUCAUCAACCGCUGGUCACCAUAUUUCAUCCCCAUAAAAAGCUACCGGUCGCAACGCUGCACAGGCUCCAAAGGUGGGCAAUAUUUCUCCAAGCUUACGACUACACUAUAAGGUAUAAAAAUACGGCACAACACGCCAACGCAGAUGCGCUCUCUCGACUUCCAAUGGGCGAAGACUUAGAGUUCGAUUAUUGGGAAAAUAAGAUACUUAACGUUUAUGAGGUCAAUGAAACUGCACUUGACACUUUUCCCAUUAGCUCAUCGACGGUCUCAAAGGAGACAGAAAAAGAUGUCCAACUUCAAGUCGUUAAAAGAAUGAUUCAAGAUGGGUGGCCACAUCACUUGCCGGAAUCGCACGGUAAUAUUAAAUCAUAUUGUGAUCGUAGACUCUCGCUUUCUUUACAGAAGGGCGUGGUCUUGUUGCAAACAGAGCAUAAUCGAGUGGUUGUCCCAGCAACGUUGCAGCCAAAAGUCCUAGCUAUGCUUCAUGAGGGCCACUGGGGUCAAACUAGAAUGAAGCAGAUUAGCCGACGCUAUGUAUGGUUUCCUAAGAUCGAUGAAGCAAUUGAGAGGUUGUGUAAGACCUGCGCGAUCUGCGCAACCACUGCCGCUAGCCCAAAGCAGCACUAUUCAUCUUGGCCGCCAGCCGCAAAACCAUGGGAAAGAAUUCACAUAGACUUCGCUGGGCCGUUCUUCGGCAGCAUGUGGCUUAUUAUAGUCGAUUCGUUAUCCAAAUUUCCAUACACCAUCGAAAUGUCUACAACGACUUCAACUGCAACCAUUUCCGCACUGCAAAAAGUAUUUGCCAUCGAAGGACUGCCCGAAACCAUAGUAAGUGACAACGGAACGCAAUUCACAUCGUGGGAAUUUCAAAAAUUCUGUGAACUCAAUGCCAUUACUCAUCUCACUACGGCGCCUUUUCAUCCAGCAUCUAACGGGUUGGCGGAGAGGUUCGUAAGAAUAUUCAAAGAAGCAUUUGGAAAGGAAAUGAAAGGUACAUCAAGUAAAGAAAAGGCCCUAUGUAAAUAUCUAGCUACGUAUCGCUCAACCCCAAAUCCGAUCACAGGGAAAUCCCCUGCAGAGAUACUACAUGGCCGACAGCCUCGUACGCUACUUUCAGCACUUUUUCCAAACCAGCACGUACCUAACCACUCCAAAUCGAAGUUUUGUAUAGGACAAGAAGUCCAAGCCCGAAACUUUUCAGGGAAAAACAAAUGGAUUACAGGUAAAAUAAACCAAGUAUUGGGCCGCAUGAUGUACAACAUAACAACACCAAGGGGCAUAAUUAGAAGACAUCAAAACCAAAUACGGAGAGCGGCAGCACCUCCCACCUGCGAGCCGGUAGACGAUGAGAUAGAGUGGGACGUAGAUCCAAAUAAUGUAACCACCCAUAACAACGCACCGCAAACUAGGAACGAUCAUCCAACGACCCUUGCGCAGGACAGCGAUAACAACUCCAACGUACAAACAGGCGUACCCACUGUCCGUCGAUCGGAGAGACCGCGCAAGCAAACAGUGCGUUUCCAGAUACCUAGCCAAUAA
Molecule: messenger RNA, 3357 nt
Organism: Rhagoletis zephyria (snowberry fruit fly)
Lineage: Eukaryota; Metazoa; Arthropoda; Insecta; Diptera; Tephritidae
Biological process (GO): DNA integration
Molecular function (GO): nucleic acid binding
Source: RefSeq, a predicted model, not a curated record